UGUCGCUGUUUUGUAGAGCACGUAGACCGAGUCUCUCCCCCUCGAAUCUCUUUUCAAGUCCAUAAACUCGGAUACAUAUAUGCCGUAUAUGUAUAUGACAGAAGAGAGAGAGAGAGAGGAGAGUUUCAUGUGCUUCUCUUUGGUUGCUUGAAAGAAUUUAAAGGUGCCUUCUUAACCCCUUUUUUUAUUUAGAAAAAAAAAGAAAGAGAAUCUGGGUCUCCCUUGUUUAUCUGAGCUCUGAGAUUUCCGAUCUCUGCACCAUCUUGUUCGGGAUCUGGGCGUUUUCGUGGUAAUGUGGGUCUGCUGAAAAAUGGAUUCUUCCGUUGAAGGUGAAUGUGGCAAACUGUGUCUGGACGAAAGGAUAGAACUCAUCCAUGCUUUGUCGAUGAAGAAGCCGGACGAGGCAUACAAGCGGUUGCAGUCAUGGAGCCGACGCGAGAUCCUUGAGAUGCUACGGGCGACGGGGAAUGAGAGGAAAUACUCCAGUCUGACGAAACCGAAACUCAUCGAGAACCUUCUGGAUCUCUUAUCUGGUCGGAGAAACUCUGAGGGAAAACAGAAAACAGACGGGUCCGAGUCUGUCUGCUGCAAAAACUCGGCCUGCAGGGCUGUUCUCGGGUGGGAAGGCGAGUUCUGCAAAAGGUGUUCGUGUUGCGUCUGUCUCAAAUACGACGAUAACAAGGCCCCGAGCCUCUGGCUGACCUGUGGCUCAGAGCUUCUGUCCGAAGGAGAAGGUUGUGGCUUGUCGUGCCAUUUGGAAUGCGCUUUAGAGCAUGAGAACUCCGGGAUUGGGAGAGACGGGGACCGAGGCAGGCUCGAUGGCGGGUUCUACUGUGUUUCCUGCGGCAAGGAGAAUGAUCUGAUCAGAAGUUGGAGGAAGCAGAUGACGGUGGCGAAGGAGACAAGGAGAGUGGACAUACUCAGUUACCGUGUCUAUUUAGGACAGAAGCUGCUUAGGGGCACGAUCAAGUACCGGGAACUGUCGAGUUUCAUGGACGAAGCCAUGAUGAAGCUCGAGGUCGAUGUGGGACCGUUGCCUCUGAAGAUGGCGGCCAGGGGAAUUGUGAACAGGCUCUCAUCCGGACCAUGUGUCCAGGAGCUGUGUUCCUCCGCACUUGCCUCUUUGGACAAAAUGCUUUCACACUCUGCUCAAGAUCGUGUGGGCAUAAGAGUGGAAGAUGUCCAAACAAGAUCCAUCACCUUCAGUUUGGAUUGUGAUGACUCUUCUUCUUCCCCACAAACUGCGAUUAGGGGAUUCAGGUUGUUCUGUCGCAAGUCGACGGACCAACGGUACCUGACUCAGCCGACUUGUGUUGCCUAUCUACCUGAUAUUAAGGCUACCAUUACAGGACUAGACCCUGCCACCGAGUUCUCCCUCAAAGCCGUAGCCUUUAAUGCCGGUGGGGCCAUUGGUGCAUCCGAGCUUCAGUUCUCAACAUUGGGAGAAGGAGAUGAAGCCUCUGACCUCAAAAUUUCGGAGAGAAGCCAAAGCCCUUUGACAAACUCUAGCGGCCUUUCUAACCCGUCUUCGGUGGACGAUGAAUUGAACAACAUUGCUGUCGGGAGAAGUGGCAAGAUGGGAGAGUCUGACCUAGAGGAAGGGGGACUUCUGGUAGGUCAAUUCAAGAAUACCAAAAGGCAUGACAAGCGAGUUCAGGCAGAAGGCGACUUGCCUGUAACUCCACGCAAGACAGAUACUCAGGGUAAGAAAAAACGGACUAAGAGAUUCAAAUCAGAUACCGAAACAGGACCAACGAUGACUGAGGAGUGUGCGAAGCGAAGUACAACUACUAAAACAAAAGGGUAUACAGAUAAUAGGGUCUAUAAUGCAAAUGGAGUGCCAGAUAAAGAUUUCGAGCAUAUUGUGAAGACGAUCAGAUGCUUAGAGCAAGAGGGCCAUAUAGAUAAGAGUUUCACAGAGCGAUUCUUGGCAUGGUACGGCUUAAGAGCUACUCACCGGGGAGUUAGGACCGUGAAGCUCUUCGUAGAGACAUUCAAGGAGGAUCUUGCGUCUCUGGGAGAACAGCUUGUGGAUACAUUCUCAGAAUGCAUAGUGAGCAACAGAUCAACCGCCGUCGUGCCUGCCGGAAUCUGCCUCAAGCUCUGGCAUUAACUUUAGGAAUUCUAUCACAUAGUCCUGUGGGUAUAAUUGCCCAUCUGCAGCUCUAAUAGUUUCCCUUUUCAGUAUCAUUAAACAGCAAAAUUAAAAUUUCACAGCUAUUACUAUUAGAGCAAUCAUUACGAGAAGAUCCUAGUUUAGAGCUGCUUUUCGACAGAAAAUGCAUGGUAAAUGUACAAUGUUUAAGCAUCUUGAAUCCUAAAAUCAACAGAGCUAACAGAUAUGAGAUGUUUCCAUUCAAAA
Molecule: messenger RNA, 2362 nt
Organism: Tarenaya hassleriana
Lineage: Eukaryota; Viridiplantae; Streptophyta; Magnoliopsida; Brassicales; Cleomaceae
Product: protein VERNALIZATION INSENSITIVE 3
Exons: 5
Coding region: 311-2113 (600 amino acids)
Biological process (GO): epigenetic regulation of gene expression; vernalization response
Molecular function (GO): protein binding
Source: RefSeq, a predicted model, not a curated record